AUGUUCAGUUUUGGGAUUUUACUCAUUCUUUUGCCAUGUAUAGCGAUGGGAAAACACUUACAGGUCUUUCCUACCAAACUCUUUAUACCUAAACCAAUUCGUAUAUUUGUCGCUGAUCUUCCAGCUCCGUAUCAUACAGAUUCCAUCCAAAAGCCACCAAUUGUCGUUUCGAUACCUGAAAAUGCCACAUUCUAUCUUCCGGAUUCCAAAUUUCGUGUAUCUGUCUAUUGCGACCAUAUGGAAUCUCCACGGAAAAUGAUCUAUACACCAAAAGGUGAUAUACUCGUCACAGAGAUGCGUGGUAAUCAAAUAUUAAUUCUUACUCACAAUGGCACUCGAAAAUCAGUCUUCGCUGAUCAGUCAAAUGGCAUUUCACAAGCAUUCGGCAUGAUUUUCGUGAAAGGUUGGUUUUAUGUUGCUAAUGCAGGUAGUCUUCGUCGAUAUCCAUACAGAUUCAACGAUAAACGAUUGUAUGGAACUGGAGAGAUUUUAAUGACAUAUGAAAGUUCAUACCAUUGGACUCGCAAUUUAAUCGUUUCACCAAAUCAAGAUCAUUUAUAUAUUACAAUUGGUUCGGGUAGUAAUGUCGAUAUUGAAUAUCCGCCUCGAGCAUCAAUACAAAUAACAAACUUAGAUGGAUCCGAUAAUCAAACACUUGCAUGGGGUUUACGUAAUCCUGUUGGUAUUGAUUUUCAUCCAAAGACAGCCGAUUUAUAUGUAACUGUUCAAGAACGUGACCAUCUCGGUGAUGAUCUUGUCCCGGAUUAUUUUACUCGAGUACAAAAAGAUGAUUUUUACGGAUGGCCAUUCGCGUAUUUAUCUUCAAAAAAUAUCGAUCCACAUCGCCGAUUUUUAAACGGUUCAAGUGAACGGCCAGAUUUAGUCGCUCGUACACGUACACCCGAUGUUCUUUUUCAAGCUCACUCAUCCGUACUUGAUAUGAAAUUCUACCGUGGGAAACAGUUCCCAAAAUACUAUCAAAAUGGUGCAUUUGCUGCUUUUCAUGGCUCGUGGAAUCGAGAUAUAGGUGUUGGAUUCAACCUAGUUUUUAUUCCAUUCGGAAACGAUAAUCGUCCAAAAGGACACUAUGAAGAAUUUCUCCGAGGUUUUAUGGUUGAUUCCAAAGGUCCAAAAACAUUCGGCAGACCAGUUGGCUUGUUGGAAAUGCAAGAUGGAACAAAACUAUCAAGUAAUGAUCUAUCAAAAGAUCAAGAUGAAGGUUGGCUCAGUUGUGAAGAAUUAGAAACAAUUGAAAAACGUUUUAAUGAUUUGCUACAAGAGCCCAAACAGAAAAAGUCAAUUCUUAUCAAUAAAAUCCAACAGUGUCAAGAUCAACGAGCCAAAAGUUGUGAUCGAUUGGCUAUCAGUGAUGAAAAUUCCAAUAGACCAUUAAUGUGCACUCCUCGACAAUCGUCUAGGAAUAAAACAGAAGAUGAGGCGUCACAGAAAUGCUCACUAAUCUAUGAUAAUAAUACUACUCGUCCUCGUCCACAAACUCCACGCCAAAUUCAUUCUUCGUCAUCAACACGAACAGUUCUAACGGCAAAUGAUAUUUUAAAAGUCGAAUCAUCCUAUCGUAGCAUUGGCACUCAAGUAUUCGCAUGCCAUUGUCUAUGUGAUCUUUUUAUAACGACAGCCGAUCGAUUAGCAAAACUCGAAGAUUGGAUUCGUUUUCAACAUGGUCUACCGGUAUGGCUACUCAACUCAGGUACUGACCUCAAACGAACGUCACGCUUUUCAUUAAUCAUUGCUGAACACGGUUCGGGUUUUCCGAUUUGGGAAGAUACUAUCAAUGGCUUUAGUGAUGUUAAACAAGCUCGCGCCCAGCAUAUCACGUUUCGUUUAUCGGAUCAGAAGACACUUGCUGUACUUCGCUUUCAUGACUUAACAGCAUCCAAAGAUUUCUAUUCGUAUUAUAAAUCAAUUCGAUGUGACACUCGUUAUGAACAUCUCUUUUCAACGGAAGCCUUGAAUAAACAUCAUCGUAGUUCGUCAUGUGGCUCUCUCCUACGCAAGCGUCGAAAGAAUCACAAGUCAAUUAACAAAUCUUCCAUUUCGAAUCCAUGUCAAUUUCAACACAUAACCUGUUUACAAGUCAAAGAUCGUGUUCGUUUAAUAACACUUGAUCAAUGUUUGAUACCAUGUCACAAUUAUUCGAAUGAACAGAUCUAA
Messenger RNA from Adineta ricciae, 2172 nucleotides. NCBI's taxonomy places the organism in Eukaryota, Metazoa, Rotifera, Eurotatoria, Adinetida, Adinetidae. The record is from the annotation of a GenBank genome assembly.